Molecule: messenger RNA, 195 nt
Organism: Paramecium tetraurelia
Lineage: Eukaryota; Ciliophora; Oligohymenophorea; Peniculida; Parameciidae
Exons: 1
Source: RefSeq, a predicted model, not a curated record
AUGUUUUUUGUAGUUCCUACUCAUGGAGCAGUUCUCUAUCCAUAUUAGAACUUGAAACUCAGAUUUGCAGUACUUGUAUGCCAAAGUAAAAAUAACUAUGCUGCUAUUAUACCAGUUGUCGAUCAACAAAUCAAUGAGAUUCAAAGAAUUCAAAAGUUUUAGUCGGUUGGGUACUUUAGUGAGACUUACUAGUGA